Setaria italica (foxtail millet) is the source of this 2764-nucleotide messenger RNA. RefSeq lists its product as uncharacterized. Gene Ontology annotation, molecular function: histone binding. Lineage: Eukaryota; Viridiplantae; Streptophyta; Magnoliopsida; Poales; Poaceae. Gene Ontology annotation, cellular component: nucleus. The coding region runs from base 134 to 2269 and encodes 711 amino acids. The record is from RefSeq and is a predicted model, not a curated record. The transcript has 8 exons.
CCUGCCGCCGUUUGCACAGCCUUGUACACCCCCGCAUCGCCCAGUCCACCCACCGCCAGGCGCAUCCACUUCCGCACGCCGUACCUCCAACUCGGGGUUUUGUUAGGGUUGUGCCUCCGACCGCCGCCGCAGAAUGGCCGCCGCCGCCGGCGCAGAGGAUGAAGCGGCGUGGAGGAGCGCCAUCGCGGACGCCGCCUCCGCGAGUACCUCGACCUCCGCGUCCACGACGCUAGUCCUCGACGGGACCGUCAAGUCCUCCACGGGCCGCCUCCCCAGGCCGAUUCUCUUCAGGCCCGUCGCUCGAUCCCUCGUCGAGCUAUCCAUCGCCGACGCAGGUCUUAACUCUCUCGCCGGCCUGCCCCGACUACCGAAGCUCCUUCGCUUGUACCUCCCCCGUAAUCGCUUGUUGGGCGCCUCCUCCCUCGACGCCAUCCGGGGAUCCUGUGGCGCCACGCUUCGUUUGCUGGACCUUGGUGAUAACCUGUACUCUGAGUUGGAUGAGCUCACUCCACUAGCCGACGUUGCUAUCGACUCGCUCGAUCUCUGCGGUUGCCCCAUCACCAACUUCCUCGGGGACCGACAUAAUAUCUUCCAGUUGAUCCCCAGUUUGAAGUACUUGGAUGGGAGAGAUGAGCAGGGUGACAUAACAGCAGGUGCAUGUUUUGAAGGAGGAGCACAUCUCACAUCACUGACUCAAUCAGCAGCGCUUGCUUACGGGUACCAUCCCCGGAAGAUUGUGCCGAGGAUUGCUCCGAUCAGGGAACUCAAGCCAAGACCUCCACUGCCUAAGUCAUUAGGCCCUUCAUUUCCAGAUUCUACUGCUCUGUCUUUGCUGCAUGAGGAAGUCUCUAAAUUAUCAGAUGAGCUUUUAGGCAUCGUGGAUGCAGCAUUUUUCUUCAAAGAAGCAAUUUCACUACAAGAAUACUUCCGUAAAGCUAAACCUAAAUCAACUGAAGGCAAAAUUGGCAACAGGCUCCUUAAAUAUGUUAAACUGCCUGAAAAGGAAACAGUAAAGCUGAAGAUGACCGAUGAAGCAUGUGCUGUGCUAAGCAGCUGGGUGCAAUGUUUCACAGCUGUCCUCGCCUCUGGUCUUAGUUGGAAUGGAAGAUUCAAUUUGAGUCAUUUUAUUCUUUUGAGAGGCCAAGUACAUGUACUCAAAAACCCCAAUCCACAGCUAGGACAAACUGGCGAAAAGAAACUUGAUGGCAAACGCCUUGCAAAAUAUAUAUUGGCUUUCUUCAGUUUGGAUGGGAACUACCCGCCAUAUCUUUUGCAUCUUGUUAAGAAAUUACAGAAUAUACCAGAUGGGCCUCUCACGACAUCCUACAGAUUGGGUUUAGAUACCCAUUGCUGCUUUAAAUCAUCAAUGGGGCGAGCGAAUGUCAUGUACCAAAUCAAGAUUAAGGUUGAUGGUUUCCUAUCAAGCAAGAAAGAUGACUUCUUCUAUUUGUUGAGCACAUGCAUGAUCGAUAAAAAUUGGACAGACAAAGUUGAGCAGCUUGGCAUAUUCAAGAAGAUAUUGUUAUGGGGACGUGAAGUCAAAGAUGAUGCUCAUGAACGGGACCUUCUUAACCAAAUGUUGUCAUCUGACUUCCCGAUCACUUAUGCCUUCUUCCUAAUUAGGAACUUUGGUACCCAUGUAUCAAGAAACAGUGUGGUUGAUGACCAAAAAGUGUAUAAGGAUGAUGGUGCCACUGAGUUGUUGAUCCCUGAUACAUUUGGCGACUUUGUUGCUGAUAUGCUGUUCGACCUUUUGGAGCAUCCUAUUGGGCAGGACUUAGAAAUUGAAAAAAUUGCUAAAGACUGCAUGGUCUCUCCUAUUCAAGUUCUAUAUGAAGUCAAAAAUGCUUCUUCUAUCAUCAAAAUGCUAGAUUCUGGUACCUCUUAUGGAGUUAGUGAAGAGUGUAACAUUGACGAAGCUACAGAAGAGAAAGGUGGUGAGGACCAAGGCAGUUCGACCCGAGGCCAGCAAUUGGAGCGAAUGGCCAAGCUAUCAGCUUUCCUGAGCCACCAGAUAAGGUCACUUUCUGCGAAGCUUGGCCUGGAUAUAACCAAUGAAGUUUUGGAGGUAGAAGCUUUACAAGAAAAACUAGGGAUAUCGUCAUUUGAAGUACGAAAUGCUGCUGCUCAAGAUGAAGUGUCACAAAGAUCGCUUCAGUUUGGCAUCAUGCCCCCCGAGAACAUGGGAGCUUGGGAGUCAAGUUCGUCCUUAGAAACACCUUAUCAAAUCGGAAGCUUGCACCCUCCGAACAUAGGAUCUGGGUCGUAAGUUCUGCAGGACGGCAUGUCUUUUCGUUAUGUUGUUUACUGUGUCUGUCAGGCGUGGUGGCAGGAAGAGGCAUGUGCCUUCUUUUCCAGUUGCAACUGCAUUGUCUCCAUUCCUAUGGCAGGUAUUCUCAAAAUUGACUGAGCAGAGGUUCCCAAGUGGGCAGCAGAUUGCCAGAGUCGCCAUUUGGGAGGAAUCUGGGGAAAACAUUUACUUGAUGAUCCCAGAAAUCAAAACUCAGAAUGCCACAUUUUCGUCUGUUGCUAUUUAGGUAGAGUAGAUGGUAACUUUCAGAAUUCAGUUGUUGAUCUAUUGAAGCUGCACAGCUUUUCUGUAAACACAACUUCCGGAUGUAUGGCUAUAAUGGGUCGCCUGAGUACCUGACACACGAUGAUCAACCGUUAUGAAACAUACAUAUGCCGCUGGAAUAUUGGGGGGCAUUAUGAUCGCCUGAUAACUUCUGGGACAUUUGUAAUAUGCUGGAGUGUGACCUUUUCA